CUGCUAGACAAAGGUGCCUGUCCGAAUGCUCAGGACCUUUUCGGUCGGACACCUCUGUCCUGGGCGGCAGUUUGUAAUUGUCGAAAUAUCAUCGCUUUCUUUUUAGGGAAGGGGACUGAUCCAGACGCGAGUGACGACUACGGUCGCACCCCGCUAUCCUGGGCUGCUGGUGAAGGUUGUGAAGCAGCGGUAGAGCUUUUGCUGGCUAACGGUGCUGAUCCAAACUUCGGAGAUGCUGCGGGCUGGGAUCCGGUAUCAUGGGCUCGUUACUUCGACCACCAUGGAGUUGUCUCUGUUCUG
This is a messenger RNA of Aspergillus homomorphus CBS 101889, 300 nucleotides long. Its product is annotated as ankyrin repeat domain-containing protein. The annotation marks the transcript as partial. The transcript has a single exon. Gene Ontology annotation, molecular function: protein binding. NCBI's taxonomy places the organism in Eukaryota, Fungi, Ascomycota, Eurotiomycetes, Eurotiales, Aspergillaceae. The record is from RefSeq and is a predicted model, not a curated record. Gene Ontology annotation, cellular component: nucleus; cytoplasm.